GCGACGGGGCUGCCGCUGCCCUCCCGCGACUCUCCUGCUCCUCCUGCUCCGGCCGGACCCGGCGCCUGGGGACUGUCCCCUCGCUCGUGCGCACCUCGGCCCCGCGCCGCCACUGGCCUUCCAGAACAACUUGGGUGUUUGGGGGAGAAGCCCAGCACGGACGCCUGGCCCUCGGGAAGGUUUCCCUUCGGAGCGUGACGAUUUCUGCCUCUGUGGGGUUUUUUAAAAUUUUUGUUGUUUUGUGGGGUUUUUUUGGACGUGGACAUCGGAGUCUCCACCAAACGGCAAGAUGUCCAGCAGUGUCCCGGCGGAUAUGAUAAACCUGCGCCUGAUCUUGGUGAGUGGGAAGACGAAGGAGUUCCUCUUUUCUCCCAAUGACUCGGCCUCGGACAUCGCGAAGCACGUGUAUGACAACUGGCCGAUGGACUGGGAAGAAGAGCAAGUCAGCAGCCCAAACAUCCUCCGGCUCAUUUACCAAGGCCGCUUUCUGCACGGGAACGUCACGCUAGGAGCCUUGAAACUUCCUUUUGGCAAAACAACCGUGAUGCAUCUGGUGGCCAGAGAGACUCUCCCCGAGCCAAACUCUCAAGGUGAGCCAGGCCUGGAGGCCGCCCUCCGGUUCACCACAUGGUCGAGGGUCCCUGGAAACACCCACAGAGGCAGCUCCACACGGAAGAUGCCCAGCCGCAAGGGAGUCUGGGGCCGGCCGGCUGGUGCGGGGAAACGGGCCGUGAAGAAGACUGUCAUGUGA
Echinops telfairi (small Madagascar hedgehog) is the source of this 751-nucleotide messenger RNA. RefSeq names its product ubiquitin like 3 (gene UBL3). The transcript has 5 exons. Bases 290 to 751 code for a protein of 153 amino acids. Lineage: Eukaryota; Metazoa; Chordata; Mammalia; Afrosoricida; Tenrecidae. The record is from RefSeq and is a predicted model, not a curated record. Gene Ontology annotation, molecular function: protein binding.